Messenger RNA from Pollicipes pollicipes, 504 nucleotides. Its product is annotated as protein furry. Gene Ontology annotation, biological process: cell morphogenesis; neuron projection development. NCBI's taxonomy places the organism in Eukaryota, Metazoa, Arthropoda, Thecostraca, Pollicipedomorpha, Pollicipedidae. The record is from RefSeq and is a predicted model, not a curated record. Gene Ontology annotation, cellular component: site of polarized growth; cell cortex.
GUGCAGCAGCUGGCGCGUGAGACGCUUGUUCUGCUGCUUGAGUUCAACCCGGACAUGAGCACACUGUUGGACUGGGUCGUCGACCGUUGCUAUACGCGCCCUAGCCAAGUCAGCGACUGCUGCUUCCACGCCAUCGCCACCGUCUUCAGCGCCAAGGAGUACCCGUGCGACCACUACACGGCUGUCAUCAACGUCACACUGCUGAUGACGGGCUGCCCGCGCGCCGAGAUCCACCAGACCGCGCUGCAGCUGCUCCAGCUGCUCGACAAGCGCUUCUUUGGUCGCGACGGCCGCCACCUGGCCGCUGAGAACGAGACAGAUGCGGAGAAGCAACGCCGCGAACAAGGCACCUUGGACGCCCAGUUGGCGGCCACGUACUCGCGCUCGCAGAUGUUCCUCUCCAGACAGCUGGCGCAGCUGCACCCGGAGCUCACCAUGCCAAUGUUCUCAGGUGAGUUCAUACAGCUGAACAUGUCCAUGUUCUCAGGAGGCUGCAUGGAGUAG